Molecule: messenger RNA, 1620 nt
Organism: Darwinula stevensoni
Lineage: Eukaryota; Metazoa; Arthropoda; Ostracoda; Podocopida; Darwinulidae
Source: the annotation of a GenBank genome assembly
AUGAAAUUCACAUCCUCCAAAAACAAGAUUCAGUGUUCUCCACAACCCCAGGGAGAUGGAGCUUCAAGUUUGCUGGAGCGAUUCCAUGGUGAGAGAAGAUACAUGACAAAUUACGUCCCUGUUGAUGCUUUCAAAGAGGAAUUCGAGGAGGUUAAAAUUUCCUGCGGGAAGGGGUUGAGGAAAGACGCCAAGAGGCUCAUUGGACGAAGAUUUGAUGAUCCUUCGGUUCAGAGUGACAUGAAGCAUUGGCCCUUCGAUGUCGUCAGCGAUGGUGGGAAGCCCAAGAUUCAGGUUGAAUACAAAGGGGAGAGGAAAACUUUUUCUCCGGAGGAGAUAAGUUCCAUGGUGCUGACCAAUAUGAAGGAAACCGCCAAGGAAUAUCUGGGGAAAGAUGUCACAGAUGCUGUCGUGACAGUGCCUGCUUAUUUCAAUGACUCGCAGCGCCAAGCUACGAAGGACGCAGGGAUGAUUGCAAGCUUGAAUGUCCUCCGUAUCAUCAACGAACCUACUGCAGCUGCCAUUGCAUAUGGUCUGGACAAGAAAGUUGGAGGAGAGCGAAAUGUUCUCAUCUUUGAUCUUGGAGGUGGCACAUUUGAUGUCUCUAUCCUGACCAUUGAGGAUUGGCUCUUUGAGGUGAAAUCUACAGCUGGUGAUACUCGUUUGGGAGGUGAAGACUUUGAUAACCGAAUGGUCAAUCACUUUGUCCAGGAGUUCAAGCGGAAGUUCAAGAAAGACAUAAGGGACAACAAGCGAGCAUUGCGUCAUCUGCGCACUGCUUGUGAGCGUGCAAAGCGCACUUUGUCUUUAUCCACUCAGGCUUCAAUUGAAAUUGAUUCCUUGUACGAGGGCACUGAUUUCUACACUUCUGUCACCCGAGCCCGUUUCGAGGAACUCAAUGCUGAUCUCUUCCGCUCCACCUUGGACCCAGUAGAAAAGGCCGCCAUCUUGCACGGAGACAAGAGUGAAGCAGUGCAGGACCUGCUGUUGCUUGAUGUGGCUCCUUUGUCCCUUGGAAUUGAGACAGCUGGAGGUGUGAUGACCCCUCUCAUCAAGCGCAACACCACCAUUCCUACUAAGCAGACGCAGACCUUCACGACUUAUUCUGAUAACCAGCCUGGAGUGCUCAUUCAAGUAUAUGAGGGAGAGAGAGCCAUGACCAAAGACAACAACCUUUUGGGGAAAUUUGAGCUGUCAGGUAUCCCACCUGCUCCAAGAGGAGUCCCUCAGAUUGAAGUGACCUUUGACAUCGACGCCAAUGGGAUCCUGAAUGUGCAUGCUGCAGACAAGUCUACUGGCCGUGAGAACAAGAUUACCAUCACCAAUGACAAAGGGCGUUUGAGCAAAGAGGAGAUUGAGAGGAUGGUUCAGGAAGCAGAGAAAUUUAAAGACGAGGAUGAUGCACAGAAGGAACGAGUGACAGCUAAGAACUCGCUCGAGUCCUACGUUUUCAACAUGAAGGGUACCAUGGAGGAUGACAAGUUCAAGGAUAAAAUCCCUGAAGAGGACAAGAAGACCAUUUUGGACAAAUGCAAUAAAACAGAAAAAUGGCUAGAUGCAAAUCAGGGUGCGGCAGGUGCUGCUGGUGGCAUGCCCCAUGCCUCCUGGUGGAUUCCAGUGUAG